Molecule: messenger RNA, 967 nt
Organism: Dermatophagoides farinae (American house dust mite)
Lineage: Eukaryota; Metazoa; Arthropoda; Arachnida; Sarcoptiformes; Pyroglyphidae
Product: haloacid dehalogenase-like hydrolase domain-containing protein 3
Cellular component (GO): nucleus
Source: RefSeq, a predicted model, not a curated record
ACAACGGAGUUUUGUCUCAAAAAAAUGUUGACUUUGUAAUUUUUAAUUUCAAAAUUUGUUUGUUUUAAUCCAAAAAUCAGAAAUCAGAAAUAAAUAUGUUUAAAUCAAUUCGGCUAUUGUCAUUCGAUAUAACAAAAACAUUAAUCACAACCAGUAAUGAAAUUGGUGCUGAAUUCAUGAAAAUUGCAUCGAAAUAUGGUUUAUCACCAAAAAGUGAUGAUACCGUUGCACGAUUGAAUGAAUCUUUUGCCAGUAAUUUUAAACGUCUUAAUCAAGAACUACCAAACUUUGGUCUAAAAUCCAAUUUGACCUCUGUGGAAUGGUGGUCACGUCUGAUUCAAUUAUCAUUUGCUGAUGUUGGCUAUAAUGAAACGAGUGAUCGACAAAAAUUGGAACAAGCGUCACAACAACUUUAUAAAUAUUUUUCACGCGGAAAUCUGUGGCAUCUAAAUCCAGAUGCUCGUGAAUUAUUAUCGGAGCUACGAAAACAAAAACCCGAGAUAACAUUGGCGGUUGCAUCGAAUUUUGAUGAACGUUUGGAAACAAUACUUCGUGAUCUUGAUAUCAGGCAUUUUUUCAAUUUUAUGUUCGUAUCACGACAAUGUGGUCUGGCUAAACCUGAUCCAGAGUUUUUUCAACAUAUACUCAAAACCGUUGAAGUUGGACCUAAUGAAUAUCUACAUAUUGGCGAUGAUGUUGAAAAUGAUUAUUUUCCUGUCAAAAAAAUCCGAGCAAAUGCAUUGAUUAUGGAUCCAACGAUGGAAGCAUCGGAAAUAACCGGUGUAGAUCCGAAUGAUGUUGUGCCUAAUUUGAAAUAUUUUCAAAAAUUAAUAUUGACCCAACAAGAUGAGAAAAAAUGAUCGAAAAUAACAACAUCCAUCGUCAUCAUGGCUCUAUGUUUCUGAUUUUUUUUUUUUUUUUUUCGAUUCAUUUGUUCUCUUUUUCUUUGUUGUCAUUAUGAUUCUUU